AUGAGCAGCUUGGCCUUGUACCGUGGUAUCUACACUGAAGAGCGCUUCCAGCAGGGCUAUGGGGCACCGCCAGCACCUCAAGGCAGCCUGGCAGAGAUGCUGAAAGGCAAGCUGGCCCAAGGGUGCCGGUGCUCCAGGGCUGCCGCCCUGCACUUACUGCGAAGAAGGCUGCCCAUCGCCAGCUGGCUGCCCAGGUACCAGCCCAGGAAGUGGCUUCUGGGCGAUGUGGUUGCAGGGCUAACCGUGGGCAUUGUACACAUCCCACAAGGAAUGGCCUUUGCCCUGCUCACCUCGGUAGCGCCAGUCUACGGACUCUACACUUCGUUCUUCCCCGCCUUGCUGUACAUGCUCUUUGGCACUGGGCACCAUGUGUCCACAGGUACCUUUGCUGUGGUCAGUCUGAUGACGGGCUCGGUGGUGGAGCGCCUGGUUCCUGUGUCCCAACCAUCCAAUGGCACGGCAGCCCCCGAGGAAGCUGCUUCUCUGGAGGGGCAACGCAUAGCUGUGGCAGCUGCCAUGGCCUUCCUCAUGGGGCUCCUCAUGAUAGUGAUGUUUACUCUUCACCUGGGCUUCCUCUCCACCUAUCUCUCGGAGCCUGUCAUCAAGGCCUUUACCAGUGGUGCUGCCUUGCACGUAGUGGUGUCUCAGCUCCAGAGCCUGCUGGGCUUGCCCGUGCCACGGCCUGAUGGCUGCUUCGCCAUCUUCAAGACGCUGGCAUCUGUUGUGGAAGCCUUACCCUUAACCAACGUAGCUGAACUGCUUAUCUCAGGCCUCUGCCUGGCUGUGCUGGUACCAAUCAAGGAGAUCAACAACCGCUACCGUAACCGGAUGAGGGUCCCCAUCCCAGGAGAGAUCAUCAUGGUACUUCUGGCCACCGGGCUCUGCUUUGCUUCCUCCCUGAACACCCAUUACAACGUGCAGAUUGUUGGACACCUCCCGGCAGGGUUCCCACAGCCCCAGCUCCCAGCCCUGCAUCUGCUGCCCCAAGUGCUGGGCGACACGGUGGCCCUCGCAUUCGUGGCCUACGCCAUCUCAGUGUCCCUGGCCAUGAUCUACGCUGAGAAGCACCACUAUGCCAUUGACCCCAACCAGGAACUGCUGGCUCAUGGCCUCUCGAACCUGGUCUCCUCCCUGUUUACCUGCUUUCCCAACUCAGCCACCCUGGCUACAACCAACAUUUUGGAGAGUGCUGGUGGACACACACAGCUUUCUGGCCUCUUCACCAGUGCUGUUGUCCUGGUGGUAUUGCUCUGGAUUGGACCACUCUUCUACUACUUGCCCAAGGCUGUCCUGGCUUGUAUCAACGUCACCAGCCUGAGGCAAAUGUUUCUGCAGUUCCAGGACCUGCCUGACCUGUGGAGAAUCAGCCACAUUGACUUUGCCGUGUGGGUGGUCACCUGGCUUGCUGUGGUGGUGCUCAACGUAGAUCUUGGCCUGGCCGUGGGGGUCGUGUUCUCCAUGAUGACUGUUAUUUGCCGCACCCAGAGAACUGAAUGCUCAGUGCUCGGCAGGGCAGCUGAUACGGAGAUCUACAAGCCCGUCAAGUACAACAGCAAGUGCUUUGAGAUCCCAGGUGUGAAGAUCUUGAGUUACCAGGCCCCCAUCUAUUAUGGGAACCGCAGUUUCUUUCAUGACGCUCUGAGCCGACAGUUGGGUCUGGACCAGGACUGGGAACAGCUCAAGGACCAAAAUCCACACCGUGGGCUCAAGAUGGACAUCAGCACUGUGGAGAGAAGUGUCUCUGUCCUGGAGAAGAAGCUGCACUCUGACAUAGCGGUACAAGCAGUGAUCCUUGACUGCAGUGGCGUGUCCUUUGUUGACUCAGCGGGGGCCCGACUCCUGAUUCAGGUGUGUGUGGAAUGCCAAAAAGUGGGUGUGCAGAUGUAUUUGGCUGCCUGUAAUGCCAAUGUCCUGCAGACCUUGAGUUUCUGCGGCCUUAUGCAUCAUCUACCCCCACAGCAGAUUUUUGUCACCGUUCACGAUGCUGCUUCCUACCUCCAGCAGACCACGGAAAGUGUGGAACAGAAGGACCCAACCAUCUGGGUAUAA
Messenger RNA from Varanus komodoensis (Komodo dragon), 2049 nucleotides. RefSeq names its product solute carrier family 26 member 10-like. The coding region runs from base 1 to 2049 and encodes 682 amino acids. Gene Ontology annotation, biological process: transmembrane transport. Lineage: Eukaryota; Metazoa; Chordata; Lepidosauria; Squamata; Varanidae. The record is from RefSeq and is a predicted model, not a curated record. The transcript has 18 exons. Gene Ontology annotation, molecular function: oxalate transmembrane transporter activity; bicarbonate transmembrane transporter activity; sulfate transmembrane transporter activity. Gene Ontology annotation, cellular component: membrane.